Toxorhynchites rutilus septentrionalis is the source of this 1144-nucleotide messenger RNA. RefSeq names its product mantle protein-like. NCBI's taxonomy places the organism in Eukaryota, Metazoa, Arthropoda, Insecta, Diptera, Culicidae. Bases 87 to 1121 code for a protein of 344 amino acids. The transcript has 2 exons. The record is from RefSeq and is a predicted model, not a curated record.
GCAUCAUUCGAUUGUGGUCAGCUCGCCGCGGAGAAGUGCAGUCCGAAAAUCACUGGAGCGCAGUUUAAUUAACGGUUGCGUCAAACAUGAAGGCGUUCGUGGUGUUGUCGAUGGCAUUGGCCAUUGCGUCCUGUGCGGCAGUCGAUGAAUCGGCCAAGAAGGAGAAGCGUGGUCUCUGGGAAUUAGGACAUGAACAUAGCGCAUUCGAAAACGAUCACUUCGGCCAUCACGAAGUCAAACAUUUGCACACGACCAUCACCAAGAAGGUUCCGGUACCCUAUCCAGUCGAAGUGGAGAAACAUGUUGCUGUACCUGUGGAAGUUGUGAAGAAGGUUCCAGUUCAUAUUCCAUAUCCAGUCGAGAAGAAAGUAUACAUCGAAAAGAAAGUUCCAGUUCACGUUGACCGACCUGUUCCAUACCCAGUGCAUGUUGAGAAGAAGGUUCCAGUCCACGUUCCGUAUCCAGUCGAAGUGAAGGUUCCAUAUCCAGUGGAGAAGAAAAUCUUCGUCGAGAAGAAGGUUCCUGUUCACAUUGACCGACCAGUUCCAUAUCCAGUACAUGUUGAAAAGAAGGUUCCCGUACAUGUCCCAUACCCAGUCGAAGUGAAGGUUCCAUAUCCCGUAGAAAAGAAGGUCAUCGUCGAGAAGAAGGUUCCAGUCCAUGUCGACCGACCAGUUCCAUAUCCGGUUGAAGUGAAAGUUCCAGUAUAUGUCGAGAAGAAGGUUCACGUAGAUCGCCCCGUCCCAUACCCAGUGGAAAAGAAGGUUUACGUCGAAAAGAAGGUUCCAGUACAUGUCCCAUACCCAGUAGAAGUUGUCAAAAAGGUACCAGUCCAUAUCGAUCGCCCAGUUCCAUAUCCGGUCGAGGUCGAGAAGAAAGUCCCAGUUCACGUUGAUCGGCCAGUUCCAUACCCGGUAGAGGUUGAGAAAAAGGUGCCUGUUCAUGUGCCCUAUCCAGUUGAGGUCGAGAAGAAGGUCCCAGUCCACAUUGACCGCCCAGUGCCGUACCCGGUCGUUCAGAAGGAAUACGUCGAAGUGCCAAAACCGUACGCAGUUCAUGUUGAGAAGCCCGUUCCAGUGUAUGUCGAGAAACAACACCACGAGCACGAUAAGCAUUGGUAAGGGUGGGUUGUAGAGUCGUUAGU